This is a messenger RNA of Lepus europaeus (European hare), 4942 nucleotides long. RefSeq names its product nephrocystin 3 (gene NPHP3). Gene Ontology annotation, molecular function: protein binding. The transcript has 26 exons. NCBI's taxonomy places the organism in Eukaryota, Metazoa, Chordata, Mammalia, Lagomorpha, Leporidae. Gene Ontology annotation, biological process: kidney development; determination of left/right symmetry; convergent extension. The coding region runs from base 1 to 4119 and encodes 1372 amino acids. The record is from RefSeq and is a predicted model, not a curated record.
AUGGGCACCGCGUCGUCUCUCGUGCGGCCCGCGGGCGGGGAGGUGAUUGAGGACACGUACGGCGCGGGCGGCGGUGAGGCUUGCGAGAUCCCGGUGGAGGUGAAGCCCAAGGCCCGCCUGCUGCGCGGCUCGCUCCGCCGGGGCGCUGGGGCCGGGCCCGGGGCGCAGGCGCGCGGCGCGGGCGGCGGCGGGCUGCUGGGGGCCAGCUUCAGGUCCACCGGCUCGUCGCUGCCCGAGCUGGAGUACGCGGCGGCCGAGUGCGAGCGCCUCAGGAAGGAGUACGAGAUCUUCCGGGUCAGCAAGACCCAGGAGCUGCUGUCCAUGGGCCGCCGCGAGGCCAAGCUGGACACGGAGAACAAGCGGCUGCGGGCCGAGCUGCAGGCACUUCAGAAAACUUACCAGAAGAUACUUCGAGAAAAAGAAAGUGCUUUGGAAGCAAAAUACCAAGCAAUGGAGAGAGCAGCUACAUUUGAACAUGACAGAGAUAAAGUUAAAAGGCAAUUCAAGAUUUUUAGGGAAACCAAAGAAAACGAAAUUCAAGACUUACUAAGAGCCAAGCGAGAGCUGGAGAGCAAACUUCAGAGGUUGCAGGCUCAGGGGAUCCAGGUGUUUGAUCCUGGGGAGUCUGAUUCGGAUGACAACUGUACAGAUGUUACUGCUGCUGGGACCCAGUGUGAGUACUGGACUGGCGGAGCCUUGGGGAGUGAGCCCUCCCUAGGAAGUAUGAUCCAGCUUCAGCAGUCUUUCCGAGGCCCUGAGUUUGCCCAUAGUUCUAUAGAUGUGGAAGGACCCUUUGCAAAUGUCAACAGAGAUGACUGGGAUAUGGCUGUAGCUAGUUUGUUGCAGGUUACUCCCUUGUUUUCACACUCUCUAUGGAGUAACACUGUCAGAUGUUACCUCAUUUAUACAGAGGAGACCCAAGCGGAGAUGGAUCUUUUCCUUAAGGUCUAUUCACCUAAACUUAAAAGAAUGUGUGAGACAAUGGGAUAUUUUUUCCAUGCUGUUUAUUUCCCAGUAGAUGUUGAAAAUCAAUUCCUCACUGUAAGAAAAUGGGAAAUUGAGAAGAGUUCAUUAGUUAUUUUAUUCAUUCACUUAACGUUACCAAGCCUUUUAUUGGAAGACUGUGAAGAAGCUUUUCUGAAAAACCCUGAAGGAAAACCACGAUUAAUUUAUCAUCAUUUGGAAGAGGGGGAAGUCAGUUCUGACUCUGUGCAACAAUUGCUUGAUCAAGUUUCCAACCUAAAGACCAGCAAAGCCAAGAUAAUUGAUCACGUGGGGGAUCCUGCAGAUGGAGUAUAUAAAACUUACAUUUGUGUGGAAAAGAUUAUUAAACAGGACAUCUUAGGCCUUGAGAACACAGACCUGGAGUGUAAGGAUUUGGGCAAUGAAGAGUCCGUUCCAGAAAAAGACGACUUUGGGGAUGUUCUGUGGGACAUACAUGAUGAGCAAGAACAAAUGGAAGCGUUCCAGCAAGCUUCUAAUUCUGCCCACGAGUUGGGAUUUGAGAAAUAUUACCAACGCCUUAAUGAUUUAGUGGCAGCAGCAGCCCCGAUCCCACCCCUUCUGGUGUCCGGAGGCCCCGGUUCUGGAAAGUCCCUUCUUUUAUCAAAGUGGAUUCAGUUACAACAGAAGAAUUCCCCUAACACACUGAUCCUGUCUCAUUUUGUGGGGAGGCCCAUGUCCACCAGCGCAGAAUCUUCCUUGAUUAUUAAACGACUCACUCUGAAGCUGAUGCAGCACUCUUGGUCAGUAUCUGCGAUUACGCUGGAUCCUGCUAAGCUUCUGGAAGAAUUCCCACGUUGGUUAGAAAAACUCUCUGCUCGUCAUCAAGGCAGCAUCAUCAUCAUCAUUGAUUCUAUAGAUCAAGUGCAGCAAGUUGAAAAACACAUGAAAUGGCUGAUAGAUCCUCUGCCAGUGAAUGUGAGAGUAAUUGUUUCUGUGAAUGUAGAAACAUGCCCUCCAGCAUGGAGGUUGUGGCCAACACUUCAUCUUGAUCCUUUAAAUCCAAAAGAUGCAAAAUCUAUUAUAAUUGCAGAAUGCCACUCUGCAGACAUUAAAUUGAAUAAAGAGCAGGAGAAGCAGCUGGAACGACACUGUCGUUCGGCUACAACCUGCAAUGCCCUUUAUGUCACGCUCUUCGGCAAAAUGGUUGCACGUGCUGGGAAGGCAGGGAAUUUAGAUAAAACCCUUCACCAGUGUUUCCAGUGUCAAGAUACUGCUUCGUUGUACCGGCUUGUUCUGCACUCCGUCUGGGAGUCCAUGGCAAAUGAUGGGGAUAGGGAACUAAUGAAACAGAUUCUCUGCCUCGUCAAUGUUAGUCACAAUGGUGUGAGUGAAUCAGAGCUGAUGGAACUCUACCCUGAAUUAUCCUGGGCUGUCUUGACCUCUCUUAUUCACAGUUUAUACAAAAUGUGUUUGAUAACUUAUGGUUGUGGCUUGCUCAGGUUUCAGAAUCUACAGGCCUGGGAAGCGGUGAGGCUGGAGUACCUGGCAGGGCCCACGCUUACUUCUUCAUAUAGGCAGAAGCUGAUCAACUACUUCACCUUGCAGCUCAGUCAGGACAGGGUCACCUGGAGAAGCGCAGACGAGCUCCUGUGGCUUCUUCAGCAGCAGGGGAAUAAGCAGCAGUUACACGAUGGCCUGCUCAACCUCCUCGUGUCUCAGAAUCUUUAUAAGAGAGGACACUUUGCUGAGUUGCUGAGUUAUUGGCAGUUUGUUGGCAAAGACAAAAGCGCGAUGGCAGCAGAAUACUUUGAGUCAUUGAAGCGGUAUGAGAAAAACUGUGAUGGCGAGGAGAACAUGAUUUGCUUAGCUGAUCUUUAUGAAACCCUGGGGCGGUUUCUCAAGGACCUAGGCCUCCUCAGCCAGGUAAGUGGAAGUCAGGAGACAGGGUGGGCUUUUACUGGCUGCUCAUCCCCCUUCCCAGGAGGUAAUGCUGCUUGCCUGUGUCGUGCUAAGAGCUGUACAGCACUUCCCUCACUUUCAUUGGCCUUUCACCUGUCUCCCCAGGCUGUAGUACCUCUGCAGAGGUCUCUAGAAAUUCGCGAAACAGCUUUAGAUCCAGAUCACCCGAGAGUAGCUCAGUCCCUCCACCAACUAGCAAGUGUGUAUGUGCAGUGGAAGAAGUUUGGCAAUGCAGAGCAGCUGUACAAACAGGCCCUGGAAAUCUCGGAAAACGCCUAUGGUGCAGACCAUCCACGCACUGCCCGGGAACUGGAGGCACUUGCGACUUUGUACCAGAAACAGAAUAAAUAUGAACAAGCUGAACAUUUUAGGAAAAAAUCCUUUAAAAUUCGUCAGAAAGCUACAAGGAGAAAAGGCAACCUGUACGGAUUCGCCCUUGUGCGUCGGCGGGCCCUGCAACUGGAAGAGUUGACUCUGGGUAAGGACACGCCCGAUAACGCGCGGACCCUCAAUGAACUGGGUGUGCUGUACUAUCUGCAGAACAACCUGGAGACAGCUGAGCAGUUUCUGAAGCGGUCCUUGGAAAUGCGGGAGCGCGUUCUAGGGCCGGAUCACCCCGACUGCGCCCAGUCCCUCAAUAACUUGGCGGCUCUGUGCAAUGAAAAGAAACAGUAUGAGAAGGCGGAGGAGCUUUACGAGAGGGCGCUGGACAUCCGGAGGCGAGCGCUGGCUCCUGACCACCCUUCUCUGGCCUACACCGUGAAGCAUCUUGCAAUCUUGUAUAAAAAAAUGGGAAAACUGGACAAAGCUGUACCUUUGUAUGAAUUGGCUGUUGAAAUUCGACAGAAAUCUUUUGGUCCUAAGCACCCUAGUGUAGCCACUGCCUUGGUGAACUUAGCAGUUCUUUACAGCCAAAUGAAAAGACACAAGGAAGCCUUGCCAUUAUACGAAAGAGCGUUAAAGAUCUAUGAAGAUAGCUUGGGUCGGAUGCAUCCUCGAGUUGGAGAAACAUUAAAAAAUUUAGCUGUGCUUAGCUAUGAAGAAGGGGAUUUCGAAAAAGCUGCUGAGCUCUACAAACGGGCUAUGGAAAUAAAAGAAGCAGAAACAUCACUCUUGGGUGGAAAAGCUCCUUCGCGACAUUCGUCGAGUGGAGACACCCUCAGCUUAAAAACAGCUCACUCGCCUCACGUUUUCAUCCAUCAAGGCCAGAAGUAACGGCAGAAAUCACAGCCCUUUGCAAAUGUAACUUAGGAUGAAAAAAACAUUUGGCACAUUGUAAAACAAAAAUGUCAACAGUAUUUAUUUGUGCUAGUGACUUUGUGUGAAAUUGCACGGGACUCUGUGUUAAGCGUGAGUUGGGUUUGUGUCUGACUUCCCUACUGUGUGAGAUCCAAGGACGCAGACGCUAGCCCCGCAUGCUGACCAGCAGUGAGGCGUGAGGCCUGAGGCCUGCAUCUCUCGCUGCGCAGUUUCACACGGAGUCAGAAUCCAUGCACGGCUCCUCAAGCUCCUUUAGCCACGUCUUUGUUUCUCAGCAGUAGUCUGACACAAUUCUCUACCUCAAAGAGUUUCAAGGAUUUAAAGAGAGAAUGUUUAGGAAGGUGUGAAUUGUUUUCAGUGAAAUAAAUUGCUCAUGGCAUUCGGGAUUGCUUUUUUUUUUUAUUCUGUCAACAGAUGAAGAUCAACUCUGCUUUCUGUGCUCACUGUGCAUGCACUGGCCCAGCCCCACAGACAACAGCCACACCAGGGCAGGCUCUAUAGAUUUGACCUGUCCCAAAAUAUGGACCUAACAUUCUCCUCCACUCUCUUAAGUGGCCUAAAUCUGUCUCCUUUACCUCAAACUCAAAUUAGUCUGGUACUUUUAUAUUGAAAGCUAAAUAUUUUUUACAGUUGUAUAAGUAUUGCCACAGUUUGGAUACUGUUUUAUACCUUUUAUAUUAUUUAUACAUAAAAUCAAUGUUAAUAUGUGUAAGAUUUCAACAUGUAUUAUAAAGAUGAAAGAUGUAAUAACUAUACUUUGCUAUUUAAAAUAAAGUGC